AUGGCCAACCCCGCCAGGUUAAUUAAGUUAAUCAAUCGUCCUUUAUUACAGGCUGCUACUCUGUUUGUAUUAAUUCUUUUGCUUUUCUGGGCGCUACCACAUCCAUCGUAUACAGGAGCGAGUGCAAGCGAGCCCGGUGCAACCCUCCGCGAUCUAGAUGCAGUGAAAAAUGAGUCUCUUGGGUUCGAGAGGGUGUUCUUCAUCAACCUGCCGAACAGGCCGGACAAGCGCGAUUAUAUAACAUUGGCUUCCUCGAUCGUACAGUUUCAUCCGGAGCCCAUGAACGGGGUGUUUGCAAAGGAUAUUGACAAAAAAGCAUAUCCUUCAAAUUGGGACCCUGGCUAUUUACCAGGUGAGCUCGGGGGCUGGCGGGCGCAUAUGAAUGUCAUGCAAAGAAUAGUACAGGAUCGGGUCUCCACCGCAUUCGUCCUUGAGGAUGACGCGGACUGGGAUGUCAACUUAAAGAAACAGCUUCAAAGAUUUGCAUCCGCUUCGCAGAUAGUGCAAGGUGAUACUAGACCUAAACAUUCACCCUAUGGUGACACCUGGGACCUUCUCUGGAUAGGGCACUGCGGGAUAACAUUCAGGGCUGGUCCGAUCCAUGUGACAACUGAUGAUAUCACGGUCGUUCCAGUCCCUGAGCUACCGCCGUACUGGCGCGACCCUCCCGUGGGUGCUGACAAUGGCACCCGUUUGGUGGCAAGGGCAGAGGAGGGAGUAUGUUCUCUUGGAUACGCGGUUACCUAUCUUGGAGCCCAAAAGAUUCUUUCAGCUCUUUCCUUGACACCGGAGGGUGACGGUGCUCAGUUCGAUGUGGCAAUGAGUCGGUACUGCCAAAAAGGCUGGUUAAGGUGUAUUGCUCCCUUUCCAUCAUUAAUUGGAGCCUGGAAGGCGGCUGGGCCAAAGGCAAGGGGAUCGGACAUCCACAAUGACGAUGGUUGGAUAGAAAAGGAGAAACCAGUUGGAUCUAUAUACAGUACCAUGUACAAUGCUGGCCGCUUGUUGACCGGUGAACGUACAGUACAUGCAGUAUCGGACGACGCGCCGGCUUAUGAAAUAGACCCCACACAGUUGGAGUUACCGGAAGGGGCGUUGAAGAUGCUUGACAAUACCGGUAUACAUUAGAGUAUCA
Messenger RNA from Aspergillus alliaceus, 1132 nucleotides. RefSeq lists its product as uncharacterized. The coding region runs from base 1 to 1125 and encodes 374 amino acids. The transcript is spliced from 4 exons. NCBI's taxonomy places the organism in Eukaryota, Fungi, Ascomycota, Eurotiomycetes, Eurotiales, Aspergillaceae. The record is from RefSeq and is a predicted model, not a curated record.